AUGGUAAUUUAUCCUGAUAAAAAGAGAACCGGCUUCAUAGUACUGAGACCCUCAGAGUUAACCCUGAAGUCCAGACCUCAGGACUGCACCCUGCUGACCGCUGGACUGUACAACAGCAAACCUGCAACACUAAGGAGAGUCAGAUUGGCUCCCUCCUCCUCCUCCUCCUCGUCUCAGCAUCCAUUCCCGGUCGGAGGAUCGGAGGAUGAGUCUCGUGUCCGCCGCUCUGUGACGGAGGAACCUCGAAACGACGAAGCGGACACCGGAGCGGAAGUGUCCUCAGCCCGCGGUCGUCAUGCGGAGGACAUCUUCAGUGAGCUGUUCACAGAGGCCAACAGCUUCUACCUGAGGAUGAGCAGCCUGCAGGAGCGUGUGGACCUGCUGGCUGUCAAGGUCACACAGCUGGACUCCACCGUGGAGGAAGUGUCUCUGCAGGACAUCAACAUGAGGAAGGCUUUCAGGAGCAGCACCAUCCAGGACCAGCAGGUGGUGUCACGGAGCUCCAUCCUCAACCCUGUUCUGGAAAUGUACCAACGCUGCGACAAACCACCACCCCUCAACAUCCUGACUCCUUACAGGUUGGUUGGUCUAAACCCCGCCCCUCAACAUCCUGACACCUUACAGGAGCAGAAGCAUGUGGAGGAGUCUUCAGGACGGGAGGUGAAGAAGGUUCGGAAAGCUCGGAACAGGCGGCAGGAGUGGAACCUGAUGGCGUACGACAAGGAGCUCCGUCCAGACGCUCGAGUGACACCAUCACCUUACCACACCUCAGACGGUUCAAUGUCACCUGACAGGUCAGGGAUGUCAGACGACACGUCUUUCCUCUCCACUGCUCAACACCAUGACGCCCAGGGGCAUGAUGGGAAGGAUCACGUCACAGUGGCCACAGGUGGAAGUGGUCAGACUCAGUCGCUGGACCGCGCCCUUCGACCUGCCUCUGCAUCCUCUGCAGUCACCACAGCAACCGUGCGCCAGCACUCACUGGGCCGCAACCAGCCGCAUCAUCACCACCACCAGCCACCACUCGCCGGCUCAGCCAAUCAGAAUGGAGCACGGCCUAAUACUGCCAAGGAGGCCAAUGACCAUCAGAUCCCUCCGGCCCCCCCACCACCCCCCCCUCUCAUGCCAUCAGCUGGACAGAUGGCAUUCCCCAACAACACUGCUGCCAUGGCAACACCGCUGCAUCCAGCAGCUGCUCCUGGUAACCAAGGUGGCGCUGCUGUCCUCUCUCGGCCCUACAGCCCCUCCCCUCCCCCACCCCCCCCAGCCAACUAUGCCCCCUCCCCCUCACGCCCCGGAGGCCAGGCCCCACCCUCGGCCAAUGCACCUCCGGUGCCACCGGCGACAGAUGGCAGGAAGCCGUCAGGUGGACCAAACUUUCCGAUGAACGACGCCCGUAGUGACCUGCUGGCUGCGAUACGCCGAGGGAUCCAGUUGAGGAAGGUUCAGGAGCAGCGUGAGCAGGAGGAAGCAAAGAAACGAGAGCCCACAGGAAAUGAUGUCGCCACCAUCCUGUCGCGACGCAUUGCCGUAGAGUACAGCGAAUCAGAGGAGGAGUCUGAACCCGAGGACCAGGAGUGGUCCGACUGAGGAGAGGAGAACGUCAUAAAAACAGAGCCCAGAUUAGUCACGACCUCAAACUGUCACAGGAAGUAAACAACAUAAAAACAAAGUCUGGAGAAAAUUUUGACGAUGCAGACACUAGUUGAAAAUGUUCCUUAAUUGUCAGAAUCAGUGAAUAUUAUUAGUUUAUUGUUCUCAUCAGCAGUUAAUGUAUAUAUUAUGUUCAACAAGCUGGAGGCGGAGCCUGAAUGUGGACGCAGAGAAAUAUCACGUACAGUUACCUCAGCUGACGGACAGCAGAUGUCAUAAUUAUUCUUUGACAAAAAGUUCUGAAAUUUCCUGAUCUGCUUCCUGCUCCUCAGAGGAUGAACCCCGUAGAUGUUAAUGACUCCAUCAUCUUCCUGUUAGCUCCACCUGCAGGACAAACUGCUCAGACUGAGGGAACAGACCUCUGCAGCCCGCAGGGGGCGCUAACGCCAACACAGAUGUCACCUCCGAACAGCUGCACUGGAAAUAUUUGAUAAGGAACCUUGAAAUGGACUCAGAUGAAGAAUCGAUGAACUCUGAGCAGCAGGCUGUCAGUGCUAAUGAGGACACUAAUGACAAGACGCUAAAGACAAGACAUUAACAAGGCAUCAGGCAGCUGUAAAUCUGUUGAGAUGAUUAAACUCUGUUUCCUGGUUGUUUUCAAGGAAACUAUAAAGGAAGGAAAAGUCAUGACGUCACUGACGACAUUUGAAUUUAGCAUUUGAGCCAGACUUUAGUCCCAACAUUCAACUCAUCACACAUCGCCGCUUUGUCAGAGGACUGUCAUCUCUACGUAUCACGUUCUAGGUGUCUUCCUGCGUCUGCUGUUGACGUUGCGGGACGCUGAAACCAACGCCGUGGACAUCAACAAAAACACAUGGUUUCGAAAAAAACAUACUUUGGCUCUAUGUUCAUACAGGAAGUGACCAGCUCCCAAGCCAAAGUCCAGUGUUUGUUGGACCUGUCCACUUCCCCUCCCGCCUGCUCUAUAGCGACCGUUCAGCUCCUUAUAUCAUGUCGUCACUGGCAGUGUUUCAAACUGACGCCAUCCUGUGGCAUAUCACACCACUGCGACAGGUUGCUUUUGGUGUCAGUGUCUGAGGCUUAGCUCACUGACAAAGAGCCGGUAUUUGAUGACUUCAGAAUGAGAAUGGGCCGUAGGUAUUAUUGGGGGUCAAAUCAAACUAUAACCCAUCGUAUCUUUGUUGUUUCACCUUUGACUGAAAAAUCCUCCCACCAGAUUCAGAUUUUAUCUAGACGUGUUUGUUUGUUUACCUCGUUACAGGAGUCCAAACAGAUUGUGUCUCUAGAUAGCUAAAUGCUACCUGCUGUUAGCGGCUACAUGUGUUAGGUUAUCAAUAACUAACCAACUUUAAACUGGUAAUGAUAUUUAAUAACAUUCAGGAGUGCUAACGUUACAUGUUUACUAUUAUUGUCAGGGGGUGGCGCUAGGACCUUCAUCACUUACUGAUACUUUUACUUUGUUUGUUCAUGAACUAAGUUAGCAUCUGCACUUUGUUUAGUUAACGAUAGCCAGCAGGCGACCUACAUUAAUUUGACCCUAAAACAUCAGUAAUCAAUAAUCAAUAAUCCUGAUGAAGAUGAAGAAACAAGACAGACAGCUGUGGUGUUGGUGAGUGAUGACAGAUGUUACUGCCUGGUGCAGCUAGCUAACGUUAGUACAAAGGUAAAUGACCGAGGCAGACUGUGAGACAUGAGGCACACCCUCACUCCUGGGUUUCAGAUAUUUAUCAAACUGACAGAUCAAUGAUUAGAACCAUUAAUGAAGUGAUGUUGUUCUAAUCACAGUGUGAUCAGUGAUGACUGCUCCAUCUCUUCAGGGAUCAGAUGUAACGGCAGGUUGCGUUCACACCUGUCCUGUUUGGUUCGGUUCAAUCAAACUGAGGUUGGUUUGUCCCCUCAGUUCGGUUCAUUUGUGCAGGUGUGAACACACCAAACCAACCAGACUGAGACCACGUUUACACAUAGCCGGGUAUUUAGAGAAACGAAUAUUUCCCCCCCUCCGUUUUCAAUAAUAACAUCAUGCAUACAACAUCGUUUUCAAAAAUGUUGUCAUUUACAUGAACCUGGAUAAAUACGCCGUUGAGCGCCGUCAUAACUAUGCCAAACCUAUGGGUGGCAGUGUAGGGAGAAGGAUGAAGCCAUGCAAGCCAAUCAGAAUCGACAACAACAACAACAAAUAAGACGCGUGACUUCCUGUUCCUUUCAAAACAGUAAACAUGGCGAGAGGUUCGUUUGUGUGGACUGACAGUGAAGUGGAGCUAUUCCUAAAUGUCGCUUUAUACACCGGAUUUCCACUGGAUGUGUGUCCGUUGCAGAACGGCAGCACUGGUUAUCCGCUGCGUGCUCCGCCAUCCGUCAA
Molecule: messenger RNA, 3973 nt
Organism: Epinephelus lanceolatus (giant grouper)
Lineage: Eukaryota; Metazoa; Chordata; Actinopteri; Perciformes; Serranidae
Source: RefSeq, a predicted model, not a curated record